This is a messenger RNA of Acyrthosiphon pisum (pea aphid), 441 nucleotides long. RefSeq lists its product as uncharacterized. NCBI's taxonomy places the organism in Eukaryota, Metazoa, Arthropoda, Insecta, Hemiptera, Aphididae. The record is from RefSeq and is a predicted model, not a curated record. The coding region runs from base 1 to 441 and encodes 146 amino acids. The transcript has a single exon.
AUGUCGUUUUACAGAACUCGUGAUAGAUUUGAUUAUUCCUACUCUAUCAAUGCUAAUCCUUUAAAGAGAUCUGAAUAUAAAUUUUUGGACCUAGGUAUCACGUUUGACCGAGAGUUAAAUUUCCAUUCCCAUUUGGACAAUAUUUGCUGCAAGGCCCUAAAAAUGCUUGGUUUUAUUAAAAGAAUUUGUAAUGAAUUUAAGUUAACUUCUCCCAUAAAAACCUUAUAUUGUGCUUACGUAAGGUUUAUUUUGGAAUAUGGUGCUGUUGUAUGGGAUCCUUCCACUUCUUGUGGUAAGGAUCAAAUUGAAAGAGUACAACGUAAAUUCCUAAAUUAUGCAGCAUUUAUUUUAAGUAUCGACCAUCCACCUCAUGAUUAUAUCCCAAUUUUAAAUAAACUUGGUUUAUCAUCAUUAGUAAUAGAAGAACAGUUGCAAACCUGA